AUGCAUCUAAUGUUUGUUCCCGACGGCCAGGGUGGUCGAAUCUACACCCUGAAGAAGGUUCUGAACGGCCAGGUUACCAAGUCUGCCCACCCGGCUCGUUUUUCGCCUGAUGACAAGUGGUCCCGUCACCGCUUAAUGAUGCACAAGCGUUAUGCUCCUCUGUUUGCUCUGCAUUAUGCGCAGGAGAACGAGAAGGCCCGCGCCGCUGUUGCGAAGGCGCAAGCCGCCGCUGAGGCGGCCGCGAAGACUGCCAUAGAGAUGGAACUUGCCACGCAGAAGGAGCUCGCUGAGCAGACUUCUGGCAAGAAUAAGGCAUUAACCAAUUCUUCUGCUUGA
Messenger RNA from Thermochaetoides thermophila DSM 1495, 336 nucleotides. RefSeq lists its product as uncharacterized. The transcript has a single exon. The coding region runs from base 1 to 336 and encodes 111 amino acids. NCBI's taxonomy places the organism in Eukaryota, Fungi, Ascomycota, Sordariomycetes, Sordariales, Chaetomiaceae. Gene Ontology annotation, cellular component: box H/ACA telomerase RNP complex; box H/ACA snoRNP complex. The record is from RefSeq and is a predicted model, not a curated record. Gene Ontology annotation, biological process: positive regulation of telomerase RNA localization to Cajal body; snRNA pseudouridine synthesis; ribosome biogenesis. Gene Ontology annotation, molecular function: box H/ACA snoRNA binding; telomerase RNA binding.